AUGCCACUCACUCUCGCUGUGUCGACUUUAGCUCUCUGUGCUACCACGUGGACGGCAGCGCAGGCGGCCGCGCAGAGAAUCAACUUCGAACCUUGCCCUGGGCUCAAUGCGAACAUCAGUGCCCUUACGGGAAUCCCAGGAACCCCUUUCGACUGCGCGCAGCUUUUGGUGCCCUUGGAUUACACCAAUUCCCAAUCCCCGAGCCUUAAUCUCAGUCUAUUUAGAGUCAACGCAACGGAAGAACCAGUCCUUGGAAGCGUGCUCAUCAACUUUGGUGGCCCUGGUGGGACAGGCGCCGAAAACCUCCCUGUGGUCGCAGAAGAGGCCCGUAAAAACAUUGGUGCGCAAUGGGACCUCGUCUCCUGGGACCCUCGAGGGACGGGGUACACCAUUCCAUUCAAUUGUAGCAUUGCAACCAUGGUGGCUACGGACCCGACUGCUCAGAAACGUGAUCUCGGCACCUUGGCUGGUAUUAACCUCACCGAGGUCUUCCUCACAAGCGGCUGGGACACUGCCGGUCAGACUGCCGACUUUUGCUUCGAGCAAGUGGGCCACGAGACAGGAACCUUGAUCGGCACCGCUUUCGUGGCUCGAGACAUGAUGGAGAUCGUAGACGCCCUAGGCGAGGAUGGCCUUCUACGCUUCUACGGCUGGUCAUACGGUACGGCUCUCGGCUCGUACGCUGCGGCCAUGUUCCCUGAACGUAUUGAACGGAUGGUGCUCGACGCGAACCUAAACCCGCAUGACUACCAGUCAGGCACCUACCGCGACUUGACAACAGACACGGAUGAAGCCUUUGCCGGUUUCCUAGAGGCGUGUUUCAACGUUACAGAUGACUGUGCGUUGUACUCACUAGUACAGCCCAACACAACACAAGAUCUACUCGAUGUCCUUAACAGCGUGCUGAAGCCGCUCGCUCAGAACGCCACUUUAAGCGCCGAGGCUUUCCAGACCUACUUCGCCUUAAAGAGCAUCUUCAUUGAGCCGCUUUACUACCCGACGACAUGGCCCUCGUUCGCCCAGACCCUCGUGAACCUUCUAACUGAGACGCCUAAUCCAAGUGAGAGCGACCCUUCGCCCCCAGUCUACGGCGAGGCCGAACUAGCCCUACUCGGCAUUCGCGCCAGCGAUGCCACAUUUCACGCGAACUCUAGCGACGAGUACCUCCCCAUCGUUGAGUAUACGUCUCAAGUCAGUCCUAGCUUCAGCGAUCUAUUUAACUCGCUUUGGCCUUCAGCACGCUGGAGGAUGCCGGCAAAGGAGCGCUACUGGGGCGACUUCCAGGCCACCACGAAAACCCCAAUUCUAUUCAUUAAUGGUAUGUUCGACCCGGCCACGCCAAUCGUGGGCGCCUACAACGCAAGUGCCGGAUUUGAAGGCAGCGUCGUGCUGCCCCACAGCGGUUAUGGCCACGGCAUUUUCGUGAGCCCAUCCGAGUGCGUAGCGGAACACAUUCGGGCCUACUUUCAGAAUGGCUCAUUACCCAGCGGCAAUGUCAGUUGCGCGCCGGACAUGACCCCUGUCGAGCUGUGGAGGAGCAUCGUGCAAGAAUCUACUGGCAACUCUACUUCGGAGUCCAAUGGUAAUAGUACUACUAACGGCAAUGGAGCUGCGGAAGAUGUGGAGGGUGGAGCAAGCGCAUGGAAAAGCAGCCUGACACUCGCAAUUACGGCCGGGGUUUUGGCUGUUGCUGUCGCGAAUGUACUCUAA
Messenger RNA from Exophiala aquamarina CBS 119918, 1710 nucleotides. RefSeq lists its product as uncharacterized. The transcript has a single exon. The record is from RefSeq and is a predicted model, not a curated record. Bases 1 to 1710 code for a protein of 569 amino acids. Lineage: Eukaryota; Fungi; Ascomycota; Eurotiomycetes; Chaetothyriales; Herpotrichiellaceae.